Sciurus carolinensis (gray squirrel) is the source of this 4255-nucleotide messenger RNA. It is a transcript of the gene Gpatch2, whose product is annotated as G-patch domain containing 2. The record is from RefSeq and is a predicted model, not a curated record. NCBI's taxonomy places the organism in Eukaryota, Metazoa, Chordata, Mammalia, Rodentia, Sciuridae. The transcript is spliced from 10 exons. The coding region runs from base 149 to 1735 and encodes 528 amino acids. Gene Ontology annotation, molecular function: nucleic acid binding.
UUGCUCCGAGCAUCCGGUUUCCGCCUCCAGCCAGCUUCCGGAAGCUCUUCUCAAAAUGCUGAACUGCUCUUUGGAAGUGUCCGGGGCUGUAGUAGUUGAAGUCUGUUCUCGGGCCUGAGCCACGAGGCCAGGCUCCUGGGUGUCGUUAAUGUUCGGGGCCGCCGGGCGCCAACCGAUCGGAGCUCCAGCCGCCGGGAACAGCUGGCAUUUCAGUAGAACCAUGGAGGAGCUGGUUCACGACCUUGUCUCAGCCCUGGAAGAGAGCUCAGAGCAAGCACGAGGUGGAUUUGCUGAAACAGGAGACCAUUCUCGAAGUAUUUCUUGCCCUCUGAAACGUCAAGCCAGGAAAAGGAGAGGGAGGAAGCGGAGGUCUUACAAUGUUCACCACCCAUGGGAGACUGGUCACUGCUUAAGUGAAGGCUCUGAUUCUAGUUUAGAAGAACCAAGCAAGGAUUAUAGAGAAAAUCACAAUAAUAAUAAAAAAGAUCAUAGCGACUCUGAUGACCAAAUGUUAGUAGCCAAGCGCAGGCCAUCAUCAAACUUAAAUAACAAUGUUCGAGGGAAAAGACCUCUAUGGCAUGAGUCUGAUUUUUCUGUGGACAACCUCGGAAACAGAACUCUCCGCAGGAGGAGAAAGGUGAAACGCAUGGCUGUGGAUCUCCCACAGGACAUCUCUAACAAACGGACCAUGACCCAGCUGCCUGAAGGUUGUAGAGACCAGGACAUGGACAAUGAUAGAGCUUAUCAGUAUCAAGAAUUUACCAAGAAUAAAGUUAAAAAAAGGAAGUUGAAAAUAAUUAGACAAGGACCAAAAGUCCAAGAUGAAGGAGUGGUUUUAGAAAGUGAGGAAAUAAGCCAGACCAAUAAGGACAAAAUGGAAUAUGAAGAGCAAAAAGUCUCAGAUGAGCUCAUGAGUGAAAGUGAUUCCAGCAGUCUCAGCAGCACUGAUGCUGGUUUGUUUACCAAUGAUGAGGGAAGACAAGGUGAUGAUGAGCAGAGUGACUGGUUUUAUGAAAAGGAAUCAGGUGGAGCAUGUGGUAUCACUGGAGUUGUGCCCUGGUGGGAAAAGGAAGAUCCUACUGAACUAGACAAAAAUUUACCAGAUCCUGUCUUUGAAAGUAUCUUAACUGGUUCUUUUCCUCUUAUGUCGCAUCCCGGCAGAAGAGGUUUCCAAGCCAGACUCAGUCGCCUUCAUGGAAUGCCUUCAAAGAAUAUUAAAAAAUCUGGAGGGACUCCAACUUCAAUGGUGCCCACACCUAGUCCGGUCAGUAACAAGAGGAUGGUUCACUUUUCCCCAGAUUCUCAUCACCAUGACCAUUGGUUUAGCCCUGGGGCUAGGACAGAGCAUGGCCAGCAUCAACUUCUGAGAGAUAACCGAGCUGAAAGAGGACACAAGAAAAAUUGUUCUGUGAAAACAGCUAGCAGGCAAACAAGCAUGCAUUUAGGAUCCUUAUGCACAGGAGACAUCAAAAGGAGAAGAAAAGCCGCACCUUUGCCUGGACCUACUACAGCAGGAUUUGUAGGUGAAAACGCCCAGCCAAUUCUAGAAAACAACAUUGGAAACCGAAUGCUUCAGAAUAUGGGCUGGACACCUGGGUCAGGCCUUGGACGAGAUGGCAAGGGGAUCUCUGAGCCAAUUCAAGCCAUGCAGAGGCCAAAAGGAUUGGGACUGGGAUUUCCUCUAUCAAAAAGCACUCCUACAACUACUAACCCCAGUUCAGGAAAAUCUGCCUAAGAAGAAAAGCAAAGAAGAAAUAUUUUACAAUUUUCAUUCACUUAUCCCAUAGUUCUAAAAUGACCAUGCAGUUCCUGGUUUUGAAGCAGAAAUCUACAUUGCCUCAGACUCAUCACUCUAUUUCCUAACCGAACAUAGUCCUACUACCGUGUUAGAAAAGGAUUCCAUCACAGUUCAUGGUGCUAAAGUGAAAACAUAUACCCUUUAAAUUUUUUCAGUAAUUUCCAACUGUUCUAAGUAUGAAGUUCAUUUCUCUUAUUUAUUUUGAUCUCAGAUGUCAAUGCUUUCUAAUGCUUUGCUCAGUUCUUGUCUGUGCAUGAUGCCCAGGCAGAGGUGAGCACAUGUACUGUGUUCUAAAAUAGGAUAGACUAUACCAAUAAAAAAUGUGGAAAAUAAAUAAGAUAGGCCAGAAAGGAUCAUAUCUCCUAUCAUCCCAUCAGUGGAGUUCUAAGUAAAUCUCUAACAGACUUGGCCAUUUCAUAUUCCUUGAAUUUGACUUUCUUUUAAGGAUUUUCUAACAGUGAAAUUCUUUAAUUUUCUAUCUUUGGACAAUGUAGUAUCAAGUCCCACAGCUGACAAAGAGCAAUUAAUGCUUGCCUCAGACAUUGUGACAAAAAUAAACCUCAUCAUUGUUAACACCAGAGUGCCCUCAACAUUACUUUAAUGCAGAUAUAAAUUUCACCUUGUUUAGAACAUAAAAUAAUUAUUGAAAGAAAAUGUAUUUUUUAAAUUCACCAUGAUUGAACUAUAAAUUCUAUUCACCAGAUGUCUACCUCUCUUCCCAAAGGCUGAUAUUUUUUUAAGAUCAUCUCAAGUUUAGUAAAUUGAUUUUUAAAUUUUAAUCAUUGGAGUAAAUCGAAUAAAUUUAUUUGAAGAUUUAAAUAGGUCUCCCAAGAAUUCAGAUUUCUGGGAAUGGCCUUAACCUUUUUAAGAUCUAAGCUAUUACUUUAAGUAAAACAACUCAUUUUUAUUUUACAUCUAUUAUUGAGUUAAUUCUGAAUCAUUUGCUUCAUAGCAUCAGAGAUCCUAAAUUGCUUUUAGUUUAGAAAAUGUUCAUUUGUAAUCAUCUUCAUUACUAAGGACUAAUAAUUAUUAUUAAAUGGCCUCUACAGGUUGAUUAAAGGUGGCAAUAACGCAUGUGAAGGAUCUUUCCUAAUAAGAUUUUUAAAAUUUUGCCAAUUGCCAGCCAAAAGGAGUUAUUAAUAGCAGUGGAGAAGGUUUAUGCAUGUAACAGACCUUUUUUAGGUGAUCCCCUAAACAAAAUUUUGCCAAUGAGGAAGGGAAAGUUCAGCCUACCAUUUGAAAGCCUUUGUGAUUUGCCAAAUAAGAAUUAUCUCUUUUUCUAGGGAUAUUGUAAGAGGACAGGGUGUUUAGAGGACUAUAGACUACCUGUUGAGUUGCUCUUUUGAAACAUUCAUACUAAAUAAAGUAUCCCUGUUGUAGGAUUACUUUCAACAAGUUUAUCACUAGAAAUUUGCCAUUUUUUAAUGAUUUUUUUAUUCCUAAAUGUUCAUUCUACUUACGUAUUAGGGAGAGGAAAUAGGAGAUUACAUACAGGUCUUAAAAUUUCUUUGUAAUAGUAUGUUGUUCUCUAAGGUCUAUUCAAAAAGUUUUUGUUUUGUUUUAAUACCACUGCCUGAAAAUCUUUUAAAAUCCUAUAAUUUUUGAAAAGCUCAAUUUGGAGCCACUGAUAACAAUGAGGUCAUUGCAACACUGGUUGCAAGCUUCUGGAACUUGACUGUUGUUUUUCACUUUACCUUGUUCUAAUGGAUGCAUUAGUGAAGAACAGUAUAUAUACCAAACUGGUAAAGAGGGUCUCCUUAAUUAAAUAUUGCAGUCUUUAUGAAUGCUAAUUGCUGCCAUCACAGACAGGUACAAAUGUUCUUAAGCAGCUCCUAUGAGAUGUUCACUUAUCUUCUCUACCACCCCCAAAAUCCCAUAUUCAUAUUUUCCACUAACAGAAGAAAGUCAUUUUAACUGGACACCUAACAUUUUAACUGCAUAUGGCUUACAGACUCCUUAAUGUAUUCUAUAUUCUAGCGUAGUAUUAUACAGAAUAUAUGGAUCAACACUCAAAGUAGAGAAGCAGCAACAUACCAAGCUACCCCCUUGUUCCUAUAGAAAAUGCCAUCAGCAUUCAGUCCUUAUGAUUAAUAUGUUUCCUUACAGUGUAGAUCUGAUAUUCUAAUUGUACCUAAAAUUAGUGGGAGAAAAUAAACACAAUUUUUAAUGUAAAUCUAAUGGUUAUUAGAUAUAAAACUCAUAGACUUAUAUUUUUUAUGUAGUUAUGAUUUUUCAGGUAAUAUGCCCCAAAGCAUCCAUUCAUACCUCCUUAAAAAAGUGGUAAGAUAUUUCCUCUGCUCCCUCAUGAAACCAUUCUUUUAUACUCUACAGAUUCAUUAAUUGUACUGAAACUUUUUAAGUGAAUGGGUAGGUUUCUUCCUGUACUAUUCAAAUUAUGCAAGAGAGGCUGAGCAUGACUACAUUAACAAUCUGACUUUUUUUCUUUGUACUUUUUAC